Conger conger (European conger) is the source of this 1576-nucleotide messenger RNA. It is a transcript of the gene haus8, whose product is annotated as HAUS augmin like complex subunit 8. NCBI's taxonomy places the organism in Eukaryota, Metazoa, Chordata, Actinopteri, Anguilliformes, Congridae. The coding region runs from base 62 to 1153 and encodes 363 amino acids. The record is from RefSeq and is a predicted model, not a curated record. The transcript is spliced from 10 exons.
UCUUAAGCGCGGAAAUGCUAAAGUUUUGUGUUGUGUGAAAGGCGGCGGAUUUCGAAACAGAAUGGCGUCUAGGAGGUUAACAACAAUCCACAAGCUGCAGAAACCCGUCCUCGGAGAAUCAAAUAACUCAAAGGAUGGAAGUCAGAACAACAGUGGCAACAUUGGGGAUGAGAAGAGGAAGAAAAAACCUGCCGGCAAGAUCGUGAAGUCUCGAUAUCAACAAGCUGCCGAAAAGAAGCCACUCUUGAAGACAUCAGCCACUGAAUCGAAUGCAGGACUGAGGCCAGCGUCUCCGAAGCCGGGCAGCGCCCGAAAGCCGUGCGUCAGCACUCCGCCCCGGCGCUCUCUAGCCUGCCAGUCGCUUCUCAAUCCUCUGGCUUCGACCUCCAGUAUUUUGGAGCCUUCGAUAUUGGGUGGAAACGUUCUUCAGUCGACGGUGUUGGACGGCCACUGCGUCCACCCGGAGUUUGACGUCUCGGUAAUAGGUAAAGAUAAGAGUCAGACCCAGCACACUGCGGAGUCGGGGAAUGAGAAGGAGAUCUUGGAGAAUCAGGCCUUUUUGCUGGCGUACCUCACAGCCAAGAUGGAGAGCAACACUCGUGAGCUGAGGUCGGAGGCGGAGUGGAGCUUGCUGGCGGUGAUGGAGGAAGAGGAGAGGCUGAGGAAGAGCGUCUGUGAGAAGAGGCGACGGCACCUCCUGCUGGAGAAACACCGGCAGUUCGGGGAGCUGCUGGACCUGCAGACGGUGGCCCUGGGGCCCGUCUCUGCGGCCUCCGGGCGCUUCACGGAGGAGUACCGCGCCUUCGCCACGGCGCUGGACACCACCCGCCACCAGCUGCCCGUCAGGAACUUCCACAUCCCGGGAGACCGCCGCCACUUCCUGGGCCUGGCGGAGGCGUCUCUGCGGGGGAGCGAGGCCCUGCUCCUGGGGGACGGUCUCAGGGCUCAGCCCGGGGGCCAGCGGGCCCUGGAGCUGCUGGAGGAGAUGAAGAGGGACACCGUGGAGCUGGAGCAGCAGCUGUCCCGGGACUUCUCUGACGUGCUGGAGCUGUCGUCUCUGGUCAGCAGGCAGACCGUGCAGGUCCAGCAGACUCUGGAGGAGCAGAGCAUGGGAGCGUCUGUCACUCGAGCCCUCUACCUCCCAGAACCGUGACCCUCCUUACAGGACACCCCUCACCCCCCUCCUGGAGGAGCAGAGAAUGGGGAAGGUCUGUCACUCGAGCCCUGUACCUCCCGGAACCCUGACCCUCCUUACAGGACACCCCUCACCCCCCUCCUGGAGGAGCAGAGCAUGGGGAAGGUCUGUCACUCGAGCCCUGUACCUCCCGGAACCCCGACCCUCCUUACAGGACACCCCUGACUCUUGCCCUGUACCUCCCAAAACCCUGACCCCCCCCUCCUGGAGGAGGAGAGAAUGGGGAAGGUCUGUCACUCGAGCCCUGUACCUCCCAGAACUGUGACCCUCCAUACGGGACACCCCUGUGACUGUGCCUCCACUGCACUACGCUGUAUAUAUUUGGCUUGUUUUUGUGAACAUGACACAGGAUAAUAUUUUCUAAUAAAUGCAACUUUGGCA